AUGCUCGCUGCUUCGAUGGAAAUUGACAAUUUCAUAGAACGACAACGCUCUAAAUUAAACAAACAGUCAUCUCAAACUUCCAUGACUCGGCCGCCUCCUGUUAUGCAACAACCAAUGAAUCAACCACCGGCACCACCUAACAAUGUUCAAGAUCGACUUGACUUCAAAGUAGCACGAAUUCUAGAUGAGCCUCCACCUCGUAUUGCACCUCAACAACAAUUCUAUCCACCCCCUCCUCCACCGAUGCCUAAUAAUCAAACUGCUGAACAUCAAAUGAAUUUUUAUUCUGAGCAACGUCGUUCAUCGUACGAUGGUAAUGACAAUGCCGCGUCAUUUUUCAACCGAUUUGGAGCGUAUGACGAUAAACGUUCUCAGCUGAAAGAUGAUUUGAAACGUGAAUAUAACGAAUAUCUACAAUCACAAAAAGGAAUGUCCAAAAGCAAAUCAUCUUCCCAAAUAGUAUCACCACGUCAUAAUACAACUAAACAAGUUCAAUUUCAGCAGCAUCAACAAAAUGGAAAAGUAGUUGCACCGUGGGAGAAAAACGAAAAUAGAUCUGUCUCCAACACACAAAACAUGAAUAAUAUGUCAACAACAACCACAACGACAACGUCAGAAUACACAGUAAAUCGCUCACGUGCACCGACAUCUGUCAAUCACGAUGAACAAUUCAUUCGAGAUCGUGAAGAAUACAUCUUAGAACUACAUGCACAAAUACGAGAAUUGGAACAAAGAAAGAAACAACUUGAAAUCGAUGGAAACAGAUUAUCUGCUGGUGGUACAUCGAUGAUGUCACGAGCACAUUAUAAUGAAGAUCUGAAUGCCUUAAAUUCUUUACUUGCGGAACGUUUGGAUCAACGCAACGCGAUUGAUCACGAAUUAGCGCAUAUUCUUAACCGUCCACCAGUUUCUUCCAGUCCGACACGAGUGAUCCAAGGUGGCGUAUCCAAUUUGAAUAUUACUCAUGAGCAUAAGUCUUCACAAGGACAGCAACAGCAAAACGGACGUCAAACGCAGGUAUACCGUAAUGAAAACCGGCAAGGAACAUUUGAUGCAGGCUUUCAAAUUGGUCGAGAAGUAGACAAAGACGCUGAACAAACGGCGAAGAAACGUUAUCAGCAAGAACUUCAAUCUCAAAUGCGUGAAGCACAGAUGCGUAAGGCACAAGCCAAGCAAGACAAAGACGAUUAUGAACGCAAAUUGGACGCAGAUAUUCAACGAUAUAAUUAUUUUGGUCGCAGUGGUGGAGGUGCACCGAUGCGCGAUAAAGAUGGUAAUGUUGUAGCAAACUUAGGCGAUCUCAGAAAUCCACCUCCGCCAACUCAGCGACAACAACCGCCACCACCAUCUCAUUUUCCAUCUGAUGACAAAGUCUAUUCGUUAGGUACUGGUCUAAGCUCCCUUUCAAAUCCACCCUUUUAUAAUGGAGAACAAUCACAACCACAGUACCCAUCCAACUCGGAUCGUCCUGGUUCGCCAAAUCAUGCUCGUGGCGCGGUUAGUAAUGGAAUCUUUGGCACGACUAAAACUGAAGCACAAAUAGUACGGGAAGAAAAGUACAAACAAGAUUUGAAGAAACAAAUGGAAGAGAGACGUCAACGUGAAGUAGAAGAAGCAGCGAAACGUCGAGCUGAAGAAGAACGUGAACUUGCUAAACACUUAGAGUGGCAACAACAGAUGGAGAAACAAAUGACCGAAGAAGCUUUGCGAAAGCAAGAAAAAGAAGAUCAAGAACGUCUUCAUCAACAACAAUUACAAGAAGAAUUAGAACAACGCCGAAAACAGGAAGAGCAAUUGGGGAAACGAAAGCCUAAACGACCAGAAAAACCAACUACACCCCGAAGUGAUGAAGAUGUACGACAAAAUACUUAUGAUGAACCGCCGCCGCCGCCACCUCGAACCGAAGCUGCCUAUCGAAGUUCGUCGCCCCCAGUGCCUACCUUAAAAAACAAAGACAAAAAACAAAAAUCAACCGUCAACAAUACACGACGUCCAUCCUAUGAAGACACAAGCCAUCAACCACCGGCACCUUCAUUCGACAAUCAAGAUGAUUACAUGCGUCCCGUAUACGAUGAUACAGAGAGUCGAGGGAAGCAAACGUAUAGAAAACCACCGACACCACGUCAGCCAGAAAUAUCAACAGAUAGAAAGAAGCCACCGACUACAUAUCGAUCUCGACCACGUCCAGGUUCUGGUACAUCUCUGCGAUCUGAUGGUUCAGAUUCUGAAGUACUCAACCGUCUUGAACAUUUGAAACGACAAUUAAAGGAUCGAGAAGCACGUCUUCAGGAUCAUGUUAAUCGUCAUCAAACGACUGAACAACAUUCGAAGACAACACGAAAACAAAGUCCUGGACUUCUAUUCAAUGCCGCACGUGUUCAUCAUCGCGACUCGCCAACGACAAAUGAUGUCGUCCGUCGUAUUCUUCAAACUGACGAUGAUGUUGAAUACAAACCAAGUUACUUCCGCGAUGAUACCAUUCUACUAGGUGGUGCGGGCGGAACGAGUGCAAAUGCUGACAAUGAAUUCUUUGCAUCAUUAAAACGUAUGAAUUCGGGCAAUCGAAGACUCAAUGAUGAAAUCGAAAAAGAAGCGAAUCGUACGCGAUAUGAUCGUGAUUUACCAAAAUAUUACGAUCAAGAUGAUCCAACUAGUAUGGCAAAUUAUGAAUUAAACAGAAUUGCUAAGCAGAAUGAACAACGUUUGAAAAAACUACGUGAUCUAGAGAACGACGAUGCCUCGUUAUUGGACAGUAACGAAGUACUUGAACGUUUUCAACAAAAGCAACGUCUUCAUCGAGGUGGUAGUCAAACCACUCUACAAGAUGAUGCUUGGCUCAAAUGA
Molecule: messenger RNA, 2844 nt
Organism: Adineta ricciae
Lineage: Eukaryota; Metazoa; Rotifera; Eurotatoria; Adinetida; Adinetidae
Source: the annotation of a GenBank genome assembly